Penicillium canescens is the source of this 321-nucleotide messenger RNA. RefSeq names its product hydrophobin family protein. NCBI's taxonomy places the organism in Eukaryota, Fungi, Ascomycota, Eurotiomycetes, Eurotiales, Aspergillaceae. The transcript has 3 exons. Gene Ontology annotation, cellular component: fungal-type cell wall. The record is from RefSeq and is a predicted model, not a curated record. Bases 1 to 321 code for a protein of 106 amino acids. Gene Ontology annotation, molecular function: structural constituent of cell wall.
AUGAGAUUCUCCGUCCUCUCCGUCCUCUCCCUCGUCGGUGCUGGCAUGGUUUCCGCUAUGCCCCAGGAUGGUGGCUUGAUGCAGCGCGACUCCAAGUGUAUCAAGCCUAUCCUCUGCUGCGGUACCCUGACCACCCCUCUCGACACCACCGUCGAUCCCAUCCUUGAGGAGCUUGGUGUUAAUGCCGCCGAGAUCGUUGGAUCCAUUGGUCUUGCCUGCCACGCCUACGAGGCUGGCAAGUGUGACAAUGCGCCCCAGUGCUGCUCUGAGGCCAACCUCCUGGGUGGCACUGUCGCUCUCGGAUGCGCUGAUCUCGAGUAA